Spodoptera littoralis (African cotton leafworm) is the source of this 900-nucleotide messenger RNA. Lineage: Eukaryota; Metazoa; Arthropoda; Insecta; Lepidoptera; Noctuidae. The record is from the annotation of a GenBank genome assembly.
AUGGCACAAAGUAAGCUUAACGAUAUGGCGGGCAAAUUCGCCAAGGGUGGACCUCCUGGCCUGAACGCUGGAAUAAAAGUGGUCGCCGUUUUAGGUGCGGCAGCUUAUGGCAUCUCACAAUCCUUGUUUACCGUUGAAGGUGGUCAUCGUGCCAUCAUGUUUAACAGAAUAGGAGGUAUACAGCAACACGUUAUGAGUGAAGGUAUGCACUUCCGUGUUCCUUGGUUCCAGUACCCCAUCAUUUACGACAUCAGGUCCCGACCUCGCAAAAUUUCAUCACCCACCGGGUCCAAGGAUUUGCAAAUGGUUAAUAUUUCCUUGAGAGUACUCUCCCGUCCCGAUGCGAGUUCACUCCCUACCAUGUACAGACAGCUCGGUACUGAUUAUGAUGAAAAAGUGUUGCCCUCAAUUUGCAAUGAAGUAUUGAAGUCUGUGGUUGCAAAGUUCAAUGCAUCACAGCUGAUUACACAGCGUCAACAGGUCUCACUUUUAAUCAGAAGAGAGCUGGUGGAACGUGCUGCUGAUUUCAAUAUUAUUUUGGAUGAUGUGUCUUUAACUGAAUUGAGCUUUGGUAAAGAAUACACAGCUGCAGUAGAAGCCAAGCAGGUUGCCCAGCAGGAGGCUCAGCGUGCUGCUUUCGUUGUGGAAAGAGCUAAGCAGGAGCGUCAACAAAAGAUUGUACAGGCUGAGGGUGAAGCUGAAGCAGCUGAAAUGUUGGGAAAAGCUAUGGGAAUGAACCCUGGUUAUCUGAAAUUGAGAAAGAUCCGUGCUGCUCAAAGCAUUUCUAGAAUGAUUGCUCAGUCUCAAAACCGUGUAUUCCUUCCUGGCAAUAGCUUGAUGAUCAACCUCCAGGAUCCCACCUUUGACGACCUGUCCGAGAAGCUGACCAAGAAGAAGUAA